GUUAUCUAUGCUAAUCCAACUAAUUGAGAAUGACCGAAUCGUUGCCGGACAGUGUUGAUGUCAUCGUUCUUGGCACUGGACUGACGGAGUCGAUAAUUGCGGCUGCAUGCUCUCGCUCUGGUCUUAGUGUGCUUCAUUUGGAUAGGAACAAAUAUUACGGUGGCGACUGGUCGUCCUUCAAUUUGUCAACCAUCAACGAUUGGGUAGAACAACAAAAGAAUGCAUCGGAAGCUGAGCCAGACGUUUCAAAAUAUAGUGACAAGCUCAAAGAAGGUGAAACACUGCAAGCGCUUGGUAAGCGUAAGACAGUUCGAAAUGUGAUCCAGGAAUGGCUGCCAGCCAGUGAAUCAAUGACCACUGUUGACAAAGGGGACACAUCUGAACAGAAAACCGUCAAAGAGGCUGUGGAAGCCGAGUGGCGACGAUUCAGCAUUGACUUAACGCCAAAGGUUCUGUUGGCUCGUGGGUCUAUGGUUCAAACGUUAUGUGAUUCUGAAGUCGCCAAGUAUGCUGAAUUCAAAUGCGUAGACCGAUUUCUAUGCGUACGUGAGCAAGAAAAUGCUGAGAAAUUGGAAUACAGUCGUGUUCCAUGUAGUAAAGGAGAUAUUUUCCAGGAUGAUCAGUUAGGAGUCGUGGAUAAACGCCGCCUUAUGAAAUUCAUGACGUUCUGCCUUGAAUGGAAUUCGAAGCGCGAAGAAAUGGAAGGAUGGAAGGAGUAUCAAGAUGAACCUUUCGAUAAAUUUCUGGAGUCGCAAGAAAUCACUGGGGAACUCCGAAGCUACAUUGCUGAUGCCAUAGGAAUACUGCAUCCCAAUGCUACCACUAAGGAUGGCCUGACAGCCGUCUGUAAAUUUGUGGAUUCUGUGGGACGUUUUGGCCCGUCGCCAUUCCUUACUUCGCUCUAUGGUAGCGGUGAGAUACCACAGUGCUUCUGCAGGCUUUGUGCUGUAUUUGGUGGAUUGUACUGUCUUGGAAGGCCCGUGGAGGCUUUAAUUCAUAAAGAUGGAAAAGUUGUUGGUGUGAUUGCGGAUGGCUUCCGGGUCAAUUGUUCUCAUUUGAUCAUGUCUUCUGAAUACGUCCCAUCGAGUGUGGAAUCUAAAGGUCCACAAAAAUGGAUUGAUAGAGCAGUUUAUAUCACAAACAGGUCGAUAUGGACGGAAGAAAAAGAACAUGUAACCUUGCUGAACCUCUUCCAACUAGACCCUCCAUCAGCUUUACGCCUUAUCGAAGAAGGGUUUGAAGUCUGUUGCGCUCCUAAAGGCUUCUAUCUCGUACAUCUGACUGGUCGCAAGGAAGCAGAGGAAUCAUCAAUUCCAAAAAUCUGUCAACGAAUCUUCGGCGAACCGGAUAGUGAUCGACCGUCACCAUGUUGGAGCAUUCGAUUCGAGCUGCUGACUACAGCUGGAUUAGAGUUACCUAUGGACAACGCCUCUUGUGUAUCAGGGCCCGAUCAUGCUUUGGAUUAUGGAAGUUCUAUAGAAGAGGCCCAACGUAUCUUCUCGAUGUUCUGGCCCGAUCGUGAUUUCCUUCCAAGGUCACUACCCAAACCUGAAGAGGAAGAGGAAGCUACUGAAGAGCAACCAGUGGAGCAGGUCGCUUGAACCAGCACAUCUUGUUUUGAUCUAAGUCUCGAUUUUCUGCUUGCCAAGCAUUCUUUGGAAGCUUCUACGGCCGGCCUGAGGAAACAUGGCUCCAAUCAUCCUUAUCUAUACGAUUAUUUUCCAUAGCAGUCAUGAACUUGUAGAAUUGAUGGCGAUCGAAUAUUUUUAGCAUAAUCUGUUGAAACUAUUGUCAAUGGUCAGUGAUAUUUUGAAGAGCAAAGCUUCUGUUGUAUGACUUUAUGAACUGUUGGAGCAGCUUGUUGCUGUCGUGCGCUUUCCAAGUUUUGCUCUUCCGAAAAUGGAUGAGUGGGUGGGCUUCUGUUAUUUAUUCUGUUACGGUGCAUGUGGUGGCUGAAUUUCUAGUAUUAAUCCAAGUUUCUUGCUGCUGUCCUGUUCAUGUUGCCAACUUAAUGUGUUUAAAUGCAUUGAUUGAUUUUCUGUCACCAGUUGAAAGUACUUUACCAGGCUUACAUUACUUCAAGCACUUCAUUAUUCCAAAGAGAAAAUUCCAUACGACUGUGUUACUUUAUGAUGAGACCUUUGCAUCUCAUUGUGCAAUUUGUUGUGAUCUGCUGCGAACGUUGUCCAAACAUAUGAUCCCCCUGUGAAAACGCGGUUGUCUUCUUCGCUUAAUUGCUUUGUUCCACAUAAAUAUUUUGUACUACAGCA
Molecule: messenger RNA, 2270 nt
Organism: Cylicocyclus nassatus
Lineage: Eukaryota; Metazoa; Nematoda; Chromadorea; Rhabditida; Strongylidae
Source: the annotation of a GenBank genome assembly